AGUUCUUCGGUAUCGAGAAAGAUACAGGAAAAGUGUACGUGAAGAAGAACCUGACCGGAAGGUCAAAGUACGGAUUUGUUGCUCAGGCCACCGACGACGGGCUGCCAGAGGUCAACACGUUAGGAGUACAAGUUAAUAUUUUCGUGCGUGAAACAAACGACUUUCCCCCGGUGUUCAGCGAAGAGCGAUACAAAGGAUACGUUACAGAAAAAGAAAACACGGAUCGUGUGAUAGCAAAGGUGUCAGCCACUGACAGAGAUCUGCAAAAUAACACAGUAACCUACAAAAUAACCAGCGGAAAUGAAGACAGGAUCUUUUUAAUUGAAUCCCAAGAGGGAAACAUCCGAGUGAACAAAACAAUGGCUCACAAGCUCAACUACGACACAAAGAAGCAAUACAUUUUACUGGUCCAAGCCAAAGAUUCUCACAACAGUCCACAAUAUGGCUUAACUACUGUGACCAUUGACGUACUUGAUACUAACGACCACCCCCCUGUCUUCACGAAACCAGCUUUCUCUAUUGGCAUACCGGAGAACAAACCCGCUGGACAUUGCUUUUUAAAGGUGGAAGCAGACAGCGGCGAUACCGUUGAUAACGUAACGUACUCUCUAGGAACUAAAGACGUUCCGUUUACGGUAAAUCAAGUAUCCGGAGAGCUAUGUACAAAUCUCGUACUGGACCGAGAGCAGAAAGAAAAGUACGAAUUUAACGUGGUGGCUACGGACGGGAAAUUUGAAUCGGCAGUUGCGGUGACCCUAGAAGUGGAAGAUGAAAAUGACAACCCGCCGCAGUUCGAACGAGGUCGUUAUGCAAUCAGUAUACCUCAAGAAUCAAAAGCGGGAAGGUCCAUUGCUCAACUCCACGCCCGAGAUCCGGAUGCUGCCAACAAUGGAGAAGUGACCUACUGGAUUAAAAACACGUACGGUUUGUUCGAGAUUGACCCUCAAACUGGCCUGGUUAGGUUAGCAUCCGGCCUUCCGGAUCACGUCCAAAGAAAUACGUCAUUUGAAAUGGAGGUGUUUGCACAAGAUCACGGAAUCACCUCUAGCAUUAGUAAAACGACUUUGACUGUCCGCGUUUCGAAUGUGCGAAAUCACCCACCCGACUUUGAGCAGUUCGCUUACACCGUUGCGAUAGACGAGAACUUAAGCAACUUUCCGUUGCUGACUGUACAUGCUUCUGAUGUAGACUCCGGAGAAGCAGGAGAAAUCGGAUAUCGAAUCGUUCGCGCAACGAGACCGGAACCGUUUCGGAUAGACCAAAAAAGUGGAAAGAUUUCUCUAAUUUCUCCUUUAGACCGCGAGCAAGUGAAAUAUUUAGAGUUAGUUGUGGAAGCUCGAGACGAGGCACCAGAACCACAAUUUGUAACAACCGUAGUCCAGAUAACUGUGAACGACAUUAAUGACAACCCUCCAGUUUUUCUCUCCACACCAAAGUUCCUCCGAGUUCCUCUGUCCACAUCCCAAAGAGAAGUGAUAUACCAGGUGGAAGCCGUCGAUAAAGACAGUCCUUUUAACGGAAAUAACGUCAUCAAAUACGAAAUACUUCCGCCGAACCCAGUAUUUUCUAUUCAUCCUAAAACUGGACAAAUUUUUGCUUCUCAAGCCCUGUCCCUAGGAGUUCAUUCCCUAAACAUCAAAGCUUCGGACAGUGGAGAGGAGUCGCUCUCCAGCUUUAUUCAAUUAAACGUUGAGAUAUACAAGGACAGUAUUGACGAACCAACGCCAGUAUUUACCUCUGUCCAAUACGACGUUACAUUGGACGAUCUCUUGCAACCAGGAGAUUCAGUACUUCACGUACGAGCUACGACUCCCAACGGAGCUCCCUUUAGUUAUGGUGUUAAACAAGUUCAUAACGAACACAUCAAACGUUUCUCUAUCGAUCCCGAAACGGGACUAGUCACUGCUGCAACUAGACUGGAUCCUCAAGAAGAAGACCUCCACCACUUUUUAGUCACAGCGACCAGUAAAACUAAUUCUAGUCACUAUGUGGAAGCCGGGGUUAUCGUACGUUUAUCAGGUAGAAACACCCGGUGUCCGAAGUUUCCUUUCUCCGAAUACUACGCUACUGUUAAGGAAAACACCGCACCGGACUCCGCAAUUCUUCCUAACCUACAGGUGGAAGAGGCAGAAAAGUUUAGAAAGCUCUCGUACCUUAUAACAGAAGAUAAUUCAGAAGAACGUUUCUACAUCGACUACAAGAUCGCCUCCAGCGUAUCGCUUCGAGUAAAGAAACGGCUCGACAGAGACGGAAUGCCCUCUAUACUGCAGGGAGUGUAUACACUAACAGUAAGAAAAAUUAUCGAGCUGGCGUACCCUUAUACACACU
Molecule: messenger RNA, 2328 nt
Organism: Limulus polyphemus (Atlantic horseshoe crab)
Lineage: Eukaryota; Metazoa; Arthropoda; Merostomata; Xiphosura; Limulidae
Product: cadherin EGF LAG seven-pass G-type receptor 3-like
Exons: 9
Biological process (GO): homophilic cell-cell adhesion
Cellular component (GO): plasma membrane
Molecular function (GO): calcium ion binding
Source: RefSeq, a predicted model, not a curated record